UUUUAUUCCGCCUACAUUCAAUUACUUGUCAGUGGGACUAGAUUUUGAUUUCUGAGUUUUAGUUUCCAAAUAUGAGUGAUCCCAAAUAUGCUUAUCCUUACCCUGCUCAAGGUUAUUACCAAGGUCCACCAGUGAUGGCACCACCUCCACAUUAUGCUGCUGCACCUCCACAGUAUGCUGCUCCACCUCCACAGAAUGCUGCUCCGCCUCUAAGGCCUGGUUUCCUUGAGGGCUGUCUCGCGGCUUUGCGUUGCUGCUGUCUGAUUGGUGAGUGCUGCGAUGGUUCUUCCAUUAUCCCUGCGAGCUGAUCAUCUCUGUAAUGUAUAAUGGAGAAAAUGUUUUUAAUAAUUUAUAAAUAUCAGUGGUUUUAUUUAUUUAUUUUGUUGUCGAUGUGUCUUUCUUUUCUUUUAUUUUUUUCAUCCAGAGAACAGAACAAUGUUAAAAAUAAGAGGAAAGUCGAAAAUGUGAUCUGAUGAAAUAUAUUCCUUGUAUUUCCGUAGGAAAAAGAUUUUAAUUAAUGUGUAAUUGCGUUUGUUUUAGAA
This is a messenger RNA of Gossypium arboreum, 542 nucleotides long. Its product is annotated as protein CYSTEINE-RICH TRANSMEMBRANE MODULE 11-like. NCBI's taxonomy places the organism in Eukaryota, Viridiplantae, Streptophyta, Magnoliopsida, Malvales, Malvaceae. The record is from RefSeq and is a predicted model, not a curated record. The coding region runs from base 72 to 308 and encodes 78 amino acids. Gene Ontology annotation, cellular component: plasma membrane. The transcript has a single exon.